Austrofundulus limnaeus is the source of this 5651-nucleotide messenger RNA. It is a transcript of the gene ppp1r9ala, whose product is annotated as protein phosphatase 1 regulatory subunit 9A-like A. NCBI's taxonomy places the organism in Eukaryota, Metazoa, Chordata, Actinopteri, Cyprinodontiformes, Rivulidae. The record is from RefSeq and is a predicted model, not a curated record. The coding region runs from base 294 to 4556 and encodes 1420 amino acids. The transcript is spliced from 20 exons. Gene Ontology annotation, molecular function: actin filament binding. Gene Ontology annotation, cellular component: actin cytoskeleton; dendrite; cytoplasm. Gene Ontology annotation, biological process: calcium-mediated signaling; actin filament organization; neuron projection development.
AGGUCUGGAAGUGCGGAGAGGAGAAGCGGGGGGAAUGAUGGCGGUGAGCAAGAAGGAGCAAGUUUGAUACUGUAAGAGGAAAAAAAAUGGCAUCUCGAGGCAUCUUUUGGCGUCUGACUCGAUGAAGCGACUAGAUGACUUCGCCUGAGCUGAGAGACCAGUACUCCAGAAACCCUACGCCGGACCCAUCAUGGCACCGGCUGCAUAAAGUCUUGUGGUAGUUUAAAAAAAUAAAAAACAUUCCAGAAAGCUGACUUUUUAGGAUUUUGCUCCAGUCAUAAACAAGCAACAAGAUGAUCAAAGCAGAAAGCAAAGGAGCAGAGAGGACUCUGAGAAGUGCCUCCCCUCACAGAAAUGCAUACAAGUCUGACUUUCAUGCCAUUAAGUGCUCCUUUGAUGGUCCAAAGUCUGAAUCCAUCUCUAAAAAUGUUACAAACGGAUCCAGUGACACCCGGGACGAAUCGAGGGGAAGGCCUUUUGGAACCAGAGUGAAUAAGAUAAAGAACAUCUUUCUACAGAUGGACGGUCAGCAACAGGAGCACCAAGAAGGAAAACCGACUUUAAAGCCCGAUGUUCCCCAGACUUCUCCAGCCAAGAUGCAGUUUCCAGCUAAUGCUCACAAGGUUAGCUUUAACAGUGCCUCAAGCCCAGAAUCCCACACUUUAGAUAAAACGCCCAAGGGAGACGAAGUUGAGAUUGACAAAGUGGCUUUGGCAGAAAAGUUUUCUGUGACCAGAAAACUAUUUGAAAGAGGCAUCAAAGAGAAGGCUGUGACCGAAAAGCAGCCCUCAAACAGAGUAGUAAAUCGUUUGUCCUUUGGAAGUGCCUCAGACGAAGGGAAAAGCACAAGAAGAGUGUCAGGAAGCUCUGAAACUGUUGGCAAAGUAGAGCAAACUCCUGUAUCAACGGUUAAAAGUCACACAGAGGAGAUGGCAGAUGGUGAGAGAAGGCCUGCGCCUAAAGUGUCGCUAAAUGCAGGGCCCAUAUCCAAGAGGUUGGAAAAUUAUAUGGUUGAGAAUGACACAGAAGACAACCACACAUCUGCUGGGAAAGAAGAAUUGGUGUCUGCUAAACAACACAUACAGCCUACCUCUCCAACAAGAGACAGUUUACACAAAGCUACGUCUUCUGUCAAAGAGGCAGCUGACUCUGUAAAUAAUAUCACCAACAAAAAUAAAGACAAGCCUGCAUCUGCAGGGUCAGGUUUUGGGCUUAAACCGACAGUUACCAGUCCGGAAACCAAAUCUGUUUCUUUGAUAGCUGACACUGCUCACAAAUUUCACUCAUCGGAGGAGACRACCUCAGUUAGCCACGGCUACAAGUUCUCUUCAUCACCUGCUGAAAGAUUAAAUCGGACAUCUGCUGGUGGGGAUGAAGCUAAACCACGUAGUCCUCCCGCAAAAGAUGAGAAACCAUCUUUGACAUCAACUGAUGGAUCACAGCACGCAGACAGGACCAAAUACCAGGAAAAGGCCAAGCGUAAAGAUGGCGCAACUCUCGACUCUGCAGGGGACAAGCCUACCAUCCAGCCUUCAGUCCCAGAAACCAAAGUGGGGAGCACGGUGCGGGCUGAACUGGUUGUGGUUCAGAAUGAGUCCUCGGAAAGUGAGGAUAACGAGGAUGAAAAUGUUGAGGACCAGAAAAACCACAGAGACGUAAAAAGAAGCUUCACAGCAGAAAAAACACAUUUUGAAACAGAUCAUCAAAGAGGAACAGACACUGUAAAUGAAGGGAGACUCCUGGAGGAUGAUGAGGAAGAAAAGGAGGAAGACAGUUUUGUUGUGAGUCAAGAUGGUGAAGAUGAUGAGGCAGCAGAUGAAGAGGCUGCACUAGAGAAGCAAGUGGAUAGGGCCUCUCCAGGAGUGUAUGGUAUUGAGAACGCAGCAUUUGUGGAUGACAGAGAUGUAGACCAGGUCAUUAGGGAAGAGGAGGAGGAGGAGGAAGAAGGGGAGGUGGAGGCAGAGGAGGAAGAUCAAACCUAUGAGGAAUACGAUGACUGUUAUGAGGCCCCUGGCCUCUCAGAUGAAGAUGAACCUCCCCCAAAGAGGAAAAUUAAGUUCUCCACAGAUCCKAUCUUGGUCUUUAGUACCUUUUCCAAUGAGGACUAUGAUCGGCGUAAUGACGAUGUUGACCCAGUUGCCGCGUCAGCAGAAUAUGAACUGGAGAAAAGAGUGGAAAAGAUGGAUGUGUUUCCAGUGGAGAUUGAAAAAGGAGACAAUGGACUUGGGAUCAGUAUCAUAGGAAUGGGAGUGGGAGCUGACCAGGGUUUGGAAAAACUCGGCAUAUUUGUGAAAACAAUAACAGAGAAUGGAGCAGCUGAGAAAGACGGGCGGAUACAGGUGAAUGACCAGAUAGUAGAAGUGGAUGGUAUCAGUUUGGUGGGAGUGACCCAGCUGUUUGCUGCAACAGUGCUAAAGAACACCAAAGGCACAGUCAGUUUCCUGAUUGGACGGGAGAAACCAGGAACUCAAAGCGAGGUAGCACGCCUCAUAAGUGAGACACUAGAGCAGGAGAAGAACCAGCAGCAGCAUUUGGAUGAUCUUUAUGAACACUCUACAGAAGAGGAGGAGCGGUAUGAGGAGGACGAUGUAGUCGAAGAAAGGAUUCUGGGGUCCAAUUUCUCUCCAGGGAGGAACGUAGAGGUGUUUGAGCUGCCCGAUUCAGAGGCCUUGUUCAUGCCAACCAACAUGGACGCCUCCCAAAUGGCCUUCAAGUUCAAAGAGCUGCAGGUUAAGCACAGCAUCGCAGUAGCUGAAAUAAAUCAACUAAAGAAAAAGCUCAAGCAAUCAGACGAGGACAAAUCAUUGUGGGAAGUAAGAGAAUCUGCACUGGAGCAAAAAAUUGAGGAUAACAGCGAUAAAAUCCUGAAGUUGGAGAAUUACUGGCUGGAAGCCCAGGCGGUGUGUAAGAGUGUGAACGAACAAUUAGCCGAGACUCAGUCUCAGUACGAAGCGCUGGACAAGAGAUACAACAAGGCUAAGAAACUAAUCAAGGACUACCAGCAAAAAGAAAUAGAUUUUGUGAAGAAAGAGGAGGAACUGAAAAAGCUCCUAGAUGAAAAAGACAAGUUGUACAAGGAGCAGCUGGAGAGCUUACAGAAAAGAAUUGCAGCCCUCGAGUCCAGAGGUUCUUCAGUUGUGGAAAGUCAGAUCUGUCAGGACCCUGCGGCUGAAGAGAGACGAGGCAACCMAGACUCAGUCAGCAACUCCCAGUCUGUUGACUCUCUGUUAGAUCAAGAUUGGAGUGAGUUAAUCCCUGAAACUCAGCGCUUGGACACAAGUGCUCAGAAAGCAAAAUGCCGGUUGGCUCAGAAGUCCAAACGCCAGGCUCCAUCUCGGAGCAAACUGAAGGAGAGCCUCGAUUCUCCUCAUCCUCAGGAAGCUGAAGAAGACAACGGAGAACAGGAGGAGCAGGGAUCCAUCAGGAGGCGGAGGUCCAUCCAGGAGAGCCUGACUCUCCCCAUCCCUGUCUGUUAUCCCACAAACGGACAGAAAGAUGAUCCAGGCGAGUCUAGAGACGCUUCCCAGAGUAAAGCAGAGCUUUCCAGCAGCCCGUCUUUGUCACCGUCACAAGGAGACAGCAUUGACAGCUGUGGAAGUCCUCCUUUGUCACCUCCAAAGCACAGUUCCUCACCUCAAUCUCCCUCUGGUUUCAUGCAUAACGUUAAGAAGAAGGAUUCUAAAACCAAGGGGAAAGAGCUCAAAGAGGAGCUAAGUGAGGCUUCCUCUGCAGCAAAACCUAAAAGACGAUUUCCAGACUUUGGGGGCCUUCGAAAGUCAGGUGGUAAAGGGAAAAAACAGGACAAAGAGGCGAUGAGAGCAUCUUUGGACAGCAGGGGGUCCAGAGGGUCUUCAGACCUGCUCGAGGAAUCUGGUGGGAACCUGUCUCCUGCAGAGUCGAUGACCUCCAUCCCCACCUGUAUGCCCUUCUCCUGGUUUGGAGACAAAGAGAGGGACAGAGACAGAGAGCCCUCCUCGUCCAGCAGCAGUCUGCCCUACACUAUGAAUGAGACCAGCAGUGAGCAAAGCCAGGAUCGCAAAAAUAAGACAAAUCUCUCCUGGUCCUCUUUAUUCAGUCGCUCAUUAGAUUUGAGUUUUUCGCUCAUAGAUGAUUCUAACCCUGCCAGUCCCAGUUCAGACCUCACUGGGUUAGUCGCUGAGCCCAUUCUGUCUGGGCGCUCACAUACUUUAAUCUUCUCUUCCAGCGAGACUUUGGAUGAUGAACCAGUAGCUGUAGGAAAGGAGUAUCAGUGGCAGAACCGACCAGUUCCUGAGUGGACCAAUCAGCAGGUCUGUCACUGGUUGAUGGGCAUGAAUAUGGACCAGUACACACCUGAGUUCACAGCUAAAGGUGUCGACGGCCAGCAGCUCCUGAACUUGGACAGUGAGAAGCUGAAGGCACUUGGUGUUUCGAGUCAAAGCGAUCGUUCAACCAUCAAGAAAAAGCUUAAAGACAUGAAAAAAGCCCAGGAGAAGCUGGAGAAACAGCGAGAGAAAAUGGAAAAAGAAGUCCGACGCAGUGCUAAACUGCCAGUUUCUAAUGACUCUGUCUGCUGAGGAAUCAGCUCUGUUCUCAGAGUCAAGUCUUCCCAUGAAGCUCAUCUCCGUGCAGAACUCAAAACCUUUUUUCCUCUGCAGCCUGGGUUCUGUGGUGGUUGGCACCAUCUCUGCCCUGUUGGCCAGCUGGGAACUUCCCGAGUGACAUUUCUCUGUUUUCCCUGUGCAGCUUUUCUUCAGGUGCAUCUACUCAGUCCUGAGACAGGAGACGUUGGAUGAUGGUAACUUGGAGUAUGAUGUGUUUGUGUUGGACUGGGACCAGCUGAUAAAGUGACCGUUAAUUCAACAUGUAUCAUAUCUGUGACUGCUGGAGUCUGCUCAUUCUGUUGUGAUUUAUCUUCAUUUUAUCAAUGUUUUCUCUCAGAUGAAUUAACUUCAGCUUCAAACAUUUUAUUUGAACGAGGAAUGUUAUAUUUGGCUUGUGACCAAAAUGAAAAUUGACAUUUUCACCACUAAAACCUACAAGCUAAUUGUAAACGUCUGUACUGAAAAACGAUUUUAGUUCUUACAGAUCGAGCGCACGCUUAUGAAAUUAAUAUGUAAUCAGCUUUUGUUUUUUUCCCCCAAAUAUGCUUUGUAUGUUUUCUGAAAAUGUCUGACUCAGUGUUGAGUUUUUGGUGGGAACAGUUUUUGUACAGUUCUGAUAAAAGCACUAUAUUUGUCUUUUAAGCUUGUGUGGGUUUAAAGGUUUUUUUAAUGUAUAAAUAAGUUUUAUACUUAUGUCUGCUAACUGCAUAUUUUUUACUUUAAUUUCAUCGUACGUUUUAUACUCUAAGUUUUCUACUAAGUAGAAUAGCUAAACCAUUUAUUUUCUGCUGGAAGAAAAGCAACAAAAUGAUUUGGGGACCAGGUGAACGCUGCUGCUCUGUGCUCGACCCAGACUCGGUAUCGCUCAGAUGGUACCGCAACGCUGCAUGUGAAUAAAGACACUAAGAGGACCUCACAGGACCAAAAGACAGAAACCGGUGCGUUAAUGUGAGGCUGAACAAUGAACAGGUUCUGUACAGAAUAUAAAAUGUAUGACUGCAAGAACAUUUUCUACGUCGAGAAGCGAUUCUUGGUACACACAGCAUCAAUAAACUAAUUUUCACUCAU